AUGGAUACCAAUAAUACUUUAAUACUUAAGAAAGGGGAUGUUUUUUCUACUUUCGCUGAAGUGCAGUCAGUUGUUGAAAAUUAUGCGAUACAAAAUAAUACAGUCAUAAUACUAGGAAAAACAACCAGAAAUACUGACGGUAGUGGUUACAGACAAGUGUCUUUUGUUUGUAAGAAACAAGGGCAAUAUAAUAAAAAAAAAGAUGAAACAAAAGAUAUUUUUUCAAUAUUAAGUUCUAUCAGUUCCAAGUAUAUACAUAAGCAUGAUAUUUAUAAUGCUGUAAGCCGUCAACGACUACAAAAAUUGCAAGGCUUAAAUGAAAUUGAGAUGCUUCUCAAAACAUUACAUAAUGACGAAAAUAUUAUGGCAAAUAUCGCAAUCAAACCUUUGUACAAUGACGAGCGUGAUCAAGACGGUGCUUUUAUCCAAGCUAUUUUCUGGAUUUAUUGCAGUACAGCUGCUAAAUUUGCAUUAUCAAAGGAUGUCUUGAUUAUUGAUGCUACAUAUAAGACAAAUCGGUUCUCCAUGCCAUUAAUCGUAAUUUGUAGCAUUGAUCGAUUUGGAACAACUUAUCUAUUGGCUUUUAUAUUAGUGCAUUCAGAAACUCAAAAUUAUUAUCAUUGGACAAUAGAGCAAUUAAGUAAAGCACUAAUUAUUUUAACUGGCAAUUCAUACGUGGCGACAAUUAUUACCAAUAGGGAGUUUGCCCUUAUGGUGGCAAUUUCAACUGUAUUUCCUAGUACAAAGCAUCAAUUGUGCACUUGGCAUAUUCUUAAAAAUAUUAAAAAUAAACUUAAAAAGGAUGUUGACACUGAGGAAUUUAAUCGAUUCUUGGCCAAAGUCAAAUUCAAGCUGAUAAACGAUUCUGGAAUUGAAAAUCAACUAGCCAAAAGGCACAAAAAUGAGUUAAUUGUAGA
Messenger RNA from Racocetra persica, 917 nucleotides. The record is from the annotation of a GenBank genome assembly. Lineage: Eukaryota; Fungi; Glomeromycota; Glomeromycetes; Diversisporales; Gigasporaceae.